This is a messenger RNA of Diaporthe amygdali, 1179 nucleotides long. Its product is annotated as zinc finger protein 41-like isoform X1. The transcript has 3 exons. NCBI's taxonomy places the organism in Eukaryota, Fungi, Ascomycota, Sordariomycetes, Diaporthales, Diaporthaceae. The coding region runs from base 1 to 1179 and encodes 392 amino acids. The record is from RefSeq and is a predicted model, not a curated record. Gene Ontology annotation, cellular component: nucleus.
AUGCCUCCGAAGCGGCCAGCGCCCGCCGCUUCGGAGAGCUCCAAGAAACCAAAACCGACUCACGCUUGUGAUGUUUGCGGCAAGACCUAUACACAUAAAGGGGACUUGAGCAGGCACGUUCGAGACGUACACGAAGGGAAAGAACAUCGUUGCAAAUACGAACAGUGCGAUAAGUCGUACAGCGCCGCCUCCGGUCUCUACACGCACGUACAACGCGUUCAUAAAGGGAGAACCUUUCUCUGCCCAGACUCAGGCUACGAGCGCAUAUCAGGGCUGACCACCAAGGAAUCUAUCACCAUUGCGAAUAUGCAGGCUGCAGCAAGAAGUACCAAACCUCGACUGAGCUCACCUAUCAUGUCCAAUCCGCACACCAAGGAGUACGGUAUUUUUGCCCUUAUUCCGACUGCAACACCAAGUAACAUCAGUCUCGCCGACCAUAUUGAAUCCGUGCAUACUGGGAUCGGUUUGCCCUGCCCCUAUGAUGACUGUCCGAGGAUUUUCUCGACGACGGGCGGCUUGAACGGUCAUGUCAACUCUGUGCACAUUGGCACAAGAUACCCAUGUCCUUGUGCGGACUGUGGGCGUUUGUUUACACUCAAAUCCAGCCAAGCCGCGCACAUCAAAUCUAUUCAUGGUACUCCUGAGGACGCUGCAGAGCUGCGCGAGAAAAGACUCCAGAUCCGGCGACUUUUGGCAGACAAAGAAGCUCAGGGGAUCUGCAGUGCCACCAAAACAUGUCAGAAUCCGGCAGUCAAGGACGUCUUCUGCUGCGAGUACCACCAGAAAACUGUCGAUUCGGUCGCCAAAGCGCUCAAAGAGAAAUCGGAAGCAGGCACACUGUCGGACUUCUCGAUCAAGACUGCCGAAGAGUUUGCCUUACUCCUGCAACGACAGGUGAUCUAUGUGGAUUCUCAAGCCAACAGUGCACUUCGUUUGCUGGCACACGGAUUGGACGACGUCCAAAUUGCAUCCAAAAGCUUUGCAAUAGAUACCGAGUUCUGCUGGGCUGGGGGAUAUGUUGUCAUGGAUAUUACGAUUGAACGAAUGAAUGGCGAGGAGGUUGUUUCGACUCGUGUGGACCUGGGUAUGGACGUUGAGGAACUUCGGUCACUUUGUUCUGCGAACCCGAUAUCACAGAAUUCCGUCCGGAAAGUCUACGGCAAAUCCGACAAGACCUAG